Molecule: messenger RNA, 994 nt
Organism: Pistacia vera
Lineage: Eukaryota; Viridiplantae; Streptophyta; Magnoliopsida; Sapindales; Anacardiaceae
Exons: 2
Coding region: 16-762 (248 amino acids)
Source: RefSeq, a predicted model, not a curated record
CUGGCUGAUAUAUUUAUGGGUCUUUUGGCAGAUAUACUUAUGGUAAUAGGCGCUGUUUUGGUUGGAUAUGCUACCUGCAUGCUUCAGCAGGGAUUUGGACCUUCUUUCUUCUCAAGAACGCAACAACCUUUUGAGAGCGAAUUCAAAGAACAGCCAAAUAAGGAGAAAUCCACUCUAAUUGCGGAUAGGAUGAAAGAGGAACCAGGAUGGCCAUCUUUCGGACAACUAAUUAUUGAUCUUUCCAAGUUUGCCUUUGAGGCAAUUGGUGGCGUAUUCCUUUACUUCAUCCCCUCCCGUACCAGACCCGGUGGCUCCAAGGGUCUGAUGCCAUUGAGGGAUACUCUUAGGAUGCCUGAAGAUGAAGUUGAGCCCCCAUUAAUGCAAAGGCAGAAGUCAGCUGCUCCGCUAUCUGAAGCCCAUCACAUCCAUACUCCCAAUACAACUGAUAAAUAUUCAGAAGCGAAACCCCCAAAGAUCAAAUCAUCCAGUUUUAAGGACCCUUCUCUAUCAACCAAGCACCGGUCCUCAAAGCGACAAGAAUAUGCAGACUUCUAUGGGUCAGGUGAACCUCCUUACGUCAAGUCUAAGAGCCAGAAAGAAAGAACAAAACAUCGUCAACGCGAUAGAAGUGAAGAGGUUAUUUAUGGAGCAAGUGGGGUGGAUCCAAAACCAGUUGAGGUCAAGCCAGUGGAUUAUGACAACCUGAAGUUCGAUCAUUACAAUAUGAGGAGCAAGUAUGAGGACGGUCCCUACCGUUUUUGAAUAUAUACAUAAAACUCUUAGAGAUUACUCUCUCUGUGCUGGUAAUUUCAACUUUUUAACUUUUCGUUUUAUCUUUUAUUUGCUUCGCACCAUGUAAUGUGUACCCCAUAAUUGAACCAAAACUGUAAUCAGGAGCUUUGGUCAGAAAGAAUGUUUCUCGGUCUGAGUGCUGCAACACAUGGAAGUACUGCAAAAUAUUGUUGAGUGUUCUAAUAUAUAAAAUUUUUAUCCA